Molecule: messenger RNA, 1380 nt
Organism: Hydractinia symbiolongicarpus
Lineage: Eukaryota; Metazoa; Cnidaria; Hydrozoa; Anthoathecata; Hydractiniidae
Product: contactin-associated protein like 5-1-like
Exons: 2
Coding region: 1-951 (316 amino acids)
Source: RefSeq, a predicted model, not a curated record
AUGAAGGUUAGCAGAGUUUUUUUCUGUCUGGCAUUUCUUUACGCACUUUUUAAUAUCGAAGUAACUACAAUAAAUUUGCGUAGCUUGGAGCGUUCCUCUUUCAAGAAAAAGGCGUUAUUUCGGCGAGUAUUUAGUGGAAAAUAUUUAGACAAGCCGAAGCUUGCGCAGCAUAUCGUUGACAAUUUUAGAGAAUGUGGAAUCUUGUGCUUCAAGGAUGCAUCGUGCUACUCAUUCAAUCACCAAAGAAACGGGAAGAACUGUGACUUGCUUUCAGUGGAUAGUAUGGAUACAAAGAUGAGCGAUUUUGUCCACCAUUCUGAUUGGAAUUAUUAUGAUAGCCUAUCAGCAUUUCCAUAUGAAAGUUGUAAAGAAGGUUUGCAAUCAGAAUCUGUCGAUUUCGGCUGGUUUUACCUUAAACCAGUUGGUCAGAUGGGAAUCAUCGAAGUACAUUGUCGAAAGGAGGGGACCGAAUAUUACGUUGACGUCCACCAUGAUAAUGAAGAAUACAUUAGGGUUGAUAAAAUGGAAGCUGCUGGUAGUUUUUCUCAUAUACUGAAAUACAACGCCACAAGUCUUGAUGCAGUGAUAUCAUUGGUUAAACAAUCAGUGAGUUGCACUCAAUAUGCAGAAAUGGCUUGUCACAACGCCAACCCGUACUAUACCUAUAACCCACCGUACAUUUAUCUUAAAGAUCGACACGGUAGUAUUAUACCAUAUUGGGCUGGUGGAAACGCAGCCAGCUAUUGCUCUUGUGGUAUAACUGGCACUUGCUAUAGUGCAUCAAAUCAAUGCAACUGUGAUAGCUCUAUUACCAGUGGUUACUAUUACGAUAAAGGGGAAAUCAAGGAGAAAGAGAGAUUGCCCUUAACCGCUAUUCACGGGGGUGAUACAGGAUAUUCAAAUGAAUGGUUAAAUCUGAAGGCUAAGCAUCUAAUUUGUAAAGAAACAUAAACAUAGUUCCGUUUUGUUUGAGCAGCUACUUUGUUUUUGGGACUGUCAAUUCUGAAGUUUGUAUCAAACAGUUUGGACUUCACGACUUUCUAAGACAAUAAUGCUGAACAAUAUUUGAGAUAUACGUUUACUUUUCUGUUUAUUUCCUCCUUCCAUAGGACAUAUACUGCUGAAAAAAGCAACACAUAUUAGAAUCUUUUAUUUCAGAUCAUUUCAGACAUUCAAAAUUUCUGACGCUAUGUUUUGUCAACUUUUUGCACUUUAUGUCUGUUAUACAUUUCAGAUAUUUAUUAGGGUGCCAUGGAAAAAAUCAUAUGAGGUGCCAUAGUAAUCAAAAAUAAGAUCCCUUGUUAUAUAUGUUACUAAGUUUGUUAUAUAUGUUACUAAGUUUGUUAUAUAUGUUACUAAGUUUGUUAUAUAUGUUACUAA